CGCCCCCCCGCCACGCCACGCCCCCGCCCUGGCAUCCGUCACGUCUCUCGUCCGGAGCCCGGGGACGCGGAGCCAUGGUGGAGUCGAGCAGACGAGUGCGUCUCAGUCGAUGACUCGGAGGCGAAGGCAGUGUGUCAGCGGUGCGCGUCCCGGCAGGCAAAAUGUCGCAGCCCGAUGCGCAUGCGACCGUGUCCGGCGCGUUCGACGGCAAGGUGCUCCUGCUGACGGGGGCCUCCGGGUUCGUCGGCAAGGCCCUCCUCGAGAAGCUGCUGCGGACGUGCCCCGGCAUCCGCAAGGUCUACAUCAUCAUGCGGUCCAAGGCGGGGACGCCGCCCGCGCAGAGGCUGCACAGCAUGCUGCGCGAGCCGCUCUUCGACAAACUGCGUGCUGCUGGCGAGGGCGACCGCCUGGACAGGGUGGUCACUGCCCUGGAUGGCGACUGUGCUAGCCUCGAGCUGGGUCUGUCUCCGCAGGACCGCGACACGCUGCAUGCAGAAGUCCAGGUGUUCGUGCACACUGCGGCGUCGGUGCGAUUCGACGAUCCGCUCCAAAGGGCCGUUCUUCUCAACACGCGGGGUGCCCGCGAAGCCGCCAAGCUGGCCCUCGGCAUGUCAAGGCUGCAGGUGAUGGUGCACGUGUCCACGACGUACUGCAACACGCACCAGCCCGUCAUCGAGGAGUGCGUGUACGCGGCGGACGCGGACUGGCGGCACGUGAUCCGCCUGGCCGAGACGGAGACGGCGCAGGCCGUGGCCGCGGCCGUGCCCAUGGGCUACCAGCCCAACACGUACACCUUCAGCAAGGCGCUGGCCGAGCAGGUCAUGCUGGACCACAGCGACCGCCUCAACAUCGCCAUCUUCCGGCCGGCUAUCGUGGUUGGCGCCGUGAAGGAGCCCAUGCCCGGCUGGACGAACAACCUGAACGGCCCGUUCGCGCUGUGCGUGGGCAUCACCAAGGGGCUGGUGCACACCACGCUGGCGGACAAGGACGCCGUGAUCGACAUCGUGCCCCUCGAGAUGGUGGUCAACGGCAUCAUCCUGGCGGCACGCGAGGGCGCGCUCCGCGCCACGCCGUCCCUGCGGGUCUACAACUGCAGCGCGGCGCACCGCAAGACGCUCAGCGUGUGCGACUCGAUCGCGUGCGCGCUCAAGUCCAACGAGGUGGCCCCCCACGACCGCGUCCUGUGGCACCCCUUCGUCGUCGUGACCAGCAGCAUGGCCGCCUUCACGGCGCUCACCUGCCUGCUGCACUUCGCGCCCGCGCUGCUGCUGGACCUGGGGCUGCGCGUCGCCGGCCGCAGGACGUGGCUCCUUCGCACGUACUGGAAGAUCUACCGCGCCACGGUGUCGCUGCGCUACUUCUCGCUGGCGCACUGGGUGUUCCAAAACGACCAGUACUACUCGCUGCUGCGCGACCUGCGCCCCGAGGACGCCGCCGCCUUCAAGCUGGACAUGUCGGACAUCGACGAGACCGAGUACGUCCACACCCACCUGCAGUUCCUGCGCCGCUACAUCCUCAAGGAGAACAUGGACCCGAAGGCGGCCAAGAAGAACCAGGCCAUAAUGUUCUGGCUGGACCGUUUCACCAGGGUCGUUCUGCUCUACAUCGCCAUCACAAUUGUGUUCCGUGUGGUAUAUUGCUUUGUUUAGUAUGACGAAUAUUUUCGUUCAAGAAGUGAAAUCUCCUCCCAAAGAAACAUGUGCACAUGUGUAUUUUAUUCUUUUACCUUUUCUACAAUUAUAUUAAGACAGUUGAAAUAAAUCGAAAGGGCGGGAAAGGGGAGGAGACUA
This is a messenger RNA of Thrips palmi, 1790 nucleotides long. RefSeq names its product fatty acyl-CoA reductase 1-like. Bases 162 to 1649 code for a protein of 495 amino acids. Gene Ontology annotation, cellular component: peroxisome. Gene Ontology annotation, molecular function: alcohol-forming very long-chain fatty acyl-CoA reductase (NADP+) activity. The transcript has 9 exons. Gene Ontology annotation, biological process: long-chain fatty-acyl-CoA metabolic process. NCBI's taxonomy places the organism in Eukaryota, Metazoa, Arthropoda, Insecta, Thysanoptera, Thripidae. The record is from RefSeq and is a predicted model, not a curated record.